Cavia porcellus (domestic guinea pig) is the source of this 2875-nucleotide messenger RNA. Its product is annotated as endogenous retrovirus group K member 8 Gag polyprotein-like. The transcript has 2 exons. The record is from RefSeq and is a predicted model, not a curated record. Lineage: Eukaryota; Metazoa; Chordata; Mammalia; Rodentia; Caviidae. Bases 583 to 1716 code for a protein of 377 amino acids. Gene Ontology annotation, biological process: viral process.
UUAGUUUCCUGCUUACCGCGUAAACAACCCGCUCAACAAUAUAGUCUGCCUGGCAACUGAUGAUGUUAGCCAAUCAGCUUGCCUUGCUUACUUUAACAUGAUUGGACACUGUACCCGUAUAUAUACCGGUGCCACCCCUGGGCGGAAGAAGAAGCCAGAUAGAAGCCCGGAAGUAGAAGCCCAGAAGGAGCCGCAGAGAGCGGACCGAUAGAGGCUUCGGGGCAGACUGAAGCACAAGAGGAGCCGCGGAGAGCGGACCAAAGGAGGCUUCAGCUGGGAGAACCCAGGGCAGGCUGUACGGAGAAGGAAAAUAAAAAGAAAAGGUUGUCCACUACCAGACUGUGUCGUGUGUCCUUCCUGCCGGCCGGGAGCGGACAUCGACAUUUGGAGGCCCGCCCGGGGACUGAUCACCCCCGAGACGUGGAAGUGGACAACGCUCCAGUACAGAGCUGCGAGACAGGUGAGUUGGGGAUAAGCCUGGGCUCUGGGUGGCGCGCACCUACAGGGCUUUUAGACUCCCCUCAGGCUCACGCGUAAGUGGCGGAUUCCUUGGGCCUCACGCGGUGAGUAACAUAUUAAAAAAUGGGAAACAUGCUAGGUAGCGGCACUAAGAGCGAGGGUGGUUGUGGAGAAAGCUCUCAAGAGCUUACAAAAGUACGCAGGGUAUCUGAGCAGGCCCAGUCAGGGAGCUCCCGAGAGGGGUCCGUCAAGGGGAACAAGGAUGCUAAGGAGGAGGACGGGGCUCUAGCCUCGGAGUCGUCUGACUCCGAGGACGAGGGAAAGUUGAAUGGCAAGGAGGCCAAAGAGACCAGCUGUCAGGAGCCUAAGUCGCUCCAUAAGGAGUCGGGUCUGCGGAAGAGUAGAGAGCUCCUGAGUGCGCUCCGGCGCGAGAGGGAGGCAAAGCCUUCCGCCCCACCUCGGGGGCCGUUUCCGGAGGCGAUCCCUCGCCGCGGGGCGGCCGCCCGGGAGCUCCCUUCCUCUUCGCCAGAACAGGAAGUGAUGCACGGGCCCCCAUUCUCCGCCCAAUCACGGCCGCCGUUUUAUGCUCCGCCGCCGGCGGAUCGGUAUUUUCACAGGUGGCUUUGGCAGGGGAGACGCUUGUUUCAUGAGGUACAUCCACCACCUGGGAUGGAUAGUGACCCCUAUGGGAUAUUUCCUGUACAAGUGGCUAUAGGCCAGGGACGCAAUGUAUGGGAGCCUUUUGAGAUAAAGCAGAUUAGAGAACUUAAAAAUGCAGUUACAACCUUUGGGCCGACUGCGCCUUACACCAUUGCCAUGCUGGAGAAUCUGUCUUCUGGGCCCCUCACCCCCGCGGACUGGAUUCAGCUGGCGGGGGCGUGUCUGCCCUCGGGUGGUUACCUGGAUUGGCGAGCCUGGUAUGCAGAGUCCUCUGCAGAGCAGGCUGAGAGAAACGCCAAUCGGGGAGACCGGGGGUGGAACAAGAGAAUGCUUGUGGGAGAGGGUCGGCGCGCUGAUGGUCAGACUCGGUUCCCCGGCGCUCUCUGGCGGGGAGGAGAUAGAGAGCCAUCCGCUCCGCCCUGGAGCUCUUUUCUAAAAGCGGCUCCCCGCCGAGAGGCCGCCACAGGAAACCCUCCCUUCCCUCAGCCGGCACAGGAAGUGACGCCCCGUUUCACUCUGUCGCGACCGCAGUCUUAUGACGUCGCGCCGCUGGGCAGACGGUAUUUUCAUGGGCGGCUACUCUGCCGAGCAGGCUGAGAAAAACGCCGGUCGAGGAAAAAGGGGCUGGGGAUUUAGCUCAGCGGCUUAAGCGCCUGCCUUGCAAGUGUGCAGUUGUUAGUUCGAUCCCUGGUACCAAUAAAAAAAAAAAAAAAAAAAAAAAAAAAAAAAAAAACGAAAAAGAUAAAAAUAAAAAAUAAAAAACAAAAAGGGGGAGUAAACCCUCGAGGUUUGAUCCCUGGUGAUGUUUGGCAGAUGGACAUCACACAUAUACAGGAGUUUGGGACUCUUAAAUAUGUUCAUGUUUCCACAGACACCUGUUCUCACGUCAUAUUUGCAACAGCAGAAACAGGUGAAAAAGUGUCUAAUGUGAUCAAUCAUUGCCUGGCGGCUUGGGCCGCAUGGGGCAAACCAAAAAUAUUAAAAACUGAUAAUGGACCAGCCUAUAUAGGCAAAGCUUUCAAUGAGUUCUGCAAAAUGAUGGAGGUUCAAUUAAAACAUGGUAUCCCAUACAAUCCCCAAGGUCAAGGAAUCAUUGAGAGGGCUCAUAGAAGCCUCAAAGAAAUUUUACAAAAACAAAAAGGGGGAGUAGGCCAAGGCCUGGCCCCAAAGGCACGAUUAUCCAUGGCACUAUUCACACACAAUUUUUUAAAUUUAAAUAAUGAUAAUCGCUCCCCAGCUGUGGAGCACUGCAACCCUUCCCCCAACCAUAAAGGGUGGGUGAAGUGGAAAGAUGUCCUGACAGGACAGUGGAUGGGCCCGGAUCCAGUGGUCAGCUGGAACCGAGGCGCGAUUUGUGUUUUCCCACAGGAACCGGGACGAGAACCACUGUGGAUACCGGAGAGACUGACACGGACAACAAAGCCCUCGACUAAAGAUCAGACCUGCCCUACUGGAGAUCCAUCACAGACCAACCAACAAGAUGAAUAGAAAUAGCGGUAGCCCGAAAUGGACAAGAAGAUCCUCAGGCAUAUGCAUGGCUCGCUCGCCUAGCCUACGACCGAGUCUAGGGACGAAGCCAGAUAGAAGCCCGGAAGUAGAAGCCCAGAAGGAGCCGCAGAGAGCGGACCGAUAGAGGCUUCGGGGCAGACUGAAGCACAAGAGGAGCCGCGGAGAGCGGACCAAAGGAGGCUUCAGCUGGGAGAACCCAGGGCAGGCUGUACGGAGAAGAAGAAUAAAAAGAAAAGGUUGUCCACUA